Messenger RNA from Cajanus cajan (pigeon pea), 2489 nucleotides. Its product is annotated as amino-acid permease BAT1 homolog. Gene Ontology annotation, molecular function: transmembrane transporter activity. Gene Ontology annotation, cellular component: membrane. Gene Ontology annotation, biological process: transmembrane transport; amino acid transport. The record is from RefSeq and is a predicted model, not a curated record. Lineage: Eukaryota; Viridiplantae; Streptophyta; Magnoliopsida; Fabales; Fabaceae.
GAUUCAUGAUGGCUGGUAUUUAAAGGUUUCUCUUACCAGAAGUCUUGUAGGUUAAAAAAAAUAGAGGGUCAACCUUUUUACAGAAGAAUUCGGUAUAUGGAAUAUGUUAGACAAUUGUCUCCUGUCAAGGAAAUCAAAUGAACAUACUGCAAAUCUUUCUAUUAAUGUUAUGCAUAUUCCCUCCAUUAUUGUAGCAUAUUUAUUUGAUUUUACUUCCUUAUUCUUUGUCAACAUGAUCAACACAUGUAUAGCGCCAUGUUCUUUGCUCAUUGAUUGUGUAUAUACACAUUUGAAUUGAAUUCUUUGAUUUACAGGAGAUAUGAAGAGUAGCAUAAUCUAGCAUGCAUGCUGUUUUUCAGGCCCAAAAUAUGAAGAGUAGCAUUAUACAUUUUCUAACAUGGUGUUUGUAACACACUUUUAUUAUUUGUUAAAGUUUAUUAAAAAGAUACACUAUAUGAAAUGGAAUUAUACAACCCAAGUUGGGUAGAACAACUCAGCUUAGCUGACCCAAGGCUUAAAAGGUGAGCCACAUAAAGUUUACUCCUCUGGUUGGCCUUUCAGGUUGGAUAAGCCAACAAGCCAGGCAUAUUAUGAAUUUUUUGUCCAAUCUAAAUUUAUAAUGUGAAUCCAUUGUUCCAAAAUUUUCAAUUGUUAUUUGACUAAUUUAUUUUUUAUAUUUUGGUCUCACUUUAUCUUACUUUUCAGAGGAACGUUUGAAUAUCUUUUGCAUGCGUUCCCAUAGCUGGAGUAGAGGAGAGGAGAUCGAUACUCCAACUUAAUUGAACUCCUACAAAUUCUGUAGGUAGAAAAGUCCUCAACAGAAGCUUGGUUCCAUGGGGAGUGAAGGCAGCUUUGCAGAAGUGACAGGAAACACAACUAUGGAUUCAGCAGAGAAAAGGCUCAAUGAGCUUGGCUACAAGCAAGAACUGAGAAGAGAAAUGACUAUGUUCAAAACUCUAGCAAUAUCAUUUUCCACAAUGACCCUUUUCACUGGAAUUACACCUCUCUAUGGUUCUAGUCUUCAAUAUGCAGGCCCUGCAACUCUUGUAUGGGGGUGGAUAGUGGUUUGUUUUUUCACUUGGUUUGUUGGGAUUGCAAUGGCUGAGAUAUGCUCAUCGUUCCCGACGACUGGUUCUCUGUACUUUUGGGCUGCCCAUUUAGCUGGUCCAAAAUGGGGACCCUUUUCUUCAUGGUGCUGUGCUUGGCUUGAGACCAUAGGGCUUGUAGCUGGGAUAGGGACUCAGGCUUAUGCAGGAUCACAAACGUUGCAGAGUAUAAUCCUACUCUCAACAGGCACAAAUAUAGGUGGAGGAUACUUCGCCCCAAAAUGGCUAUUCUUGUGUAUGUACAUUGGCCUCACUCUUAUAUGGGCAGCACUAAACACAUUUGCUUUGGAAGUGAUUGCCUUGAUCGAUAUAGUUUCAAUAUGGUGGCAGGUUAUUGGUGGAAUGGUGAUAGUCAUAAUGUUACCUCUGGUAGCACUAACUACAAAACCUGCUUCAUUUGUAUUCACACACUUAGAAUUAGCCCCUGAAUCAACAGGAAUAUCAAGCAAACCAUAUGCUGCCAUUCUAUCAUUUCUUGUCAGCCAGUAUUCCCUCUAUGGCUAUGAUGCAGCAGCACAUCUAACUGAAGAAACCAAAGGUGCAGACAAAAAUGGACCUAUUGCAAUACUAGGUAGCAUUGGGAUCAUUUCAGUAUUUGGAUGGGCUUAUAUCUUGGCACUUACAUUCAGCAUUCAGGAUUUUGGUUACCUUUAUGAUCCAAACAAUGAGACUGCUGGAGCAUUUGUGCCAGCACAAAUACUCUAUGAUGCAUUCCAUGGAAGAUAUCACAAUUCUGUUGGAGCAAUCGUUCUACUAUUUAUCAUUUGGGGUUCAUUCUUUUUUGGUGGCCUUUCAAUUACUACAAGUGCAGCCAGAGUUGUUUAUGCUUUGUCAAGAGAUAAGGGAGUUCCUUUUUCACACUUAUGGAGGCAACUGCACCCAAAGAACAAGGUUCCCUCAAAUGCAGUGUGGCUCUGUGCAGCAAUAUGUAUCCUUCUAGGUCUCCCAAUUUUGAAGGUCAAUGUAGUCUUUACUGCAAUAACUUCAAUAUGUACGAUUGGAUGGGUUGGAGGUUAUGCAGUUCCUAUCUUUGCAAGGCUUGUGAUGCCUGAGAAGAACUUCAAGCCUGGACCGUUUUAUUUAGGCAAAGCAAGUAGACCAGUGUGUCUGGUGGCAUUCCUAUGGAUUUGUUACACAUGUUCUGUGUUCCUUUUGCCAACUCUGUACCCAAUUACUUGGGAUACUUUCAAUUAUGCACCAGUUGCUUUGGGAGUGGGUUUGGGUCUCAUAAUGCUUUGGUGGCUGUUAGAUGCUAGAAAAUGGUUCAAAGGUCCAGUUAGGAAUAUUGAUACUCAAAAUGGCAAGGUGUAACUUUUACCAGUUUACAAAAAGAAUAAUUGUUGAAUUAUCUUAUCUCAUUCUCCUGUGAUGAUUUGAUUUGUA